This is a messenger RNA of Gloeophyllum trabeum ATCC 11539, 1081 nucleotides long. RefSeq lists its product as uncharacterized. Gene Ontology annotation, biological process: box C/D snoRNP assembly. NCBI's taxonomy places the organism in Eukaryota, Fungi, Basidiomycota, Agaricomycetes, Gloeophyllales, Gloeophyllaceae. Gene Ontology annotation, molecular function: box C/D methylation guide snoRNP complex binding. The transcript has 4 exons. The record is from RefSeq and is a predicted model, not a curated record. Bases 46 to 681 code for a protein of 211 amino acids.
CACUCCUACCUCUCAGUCCUCGUCCCUGCUAGACCACUGCACGACAUGAGUGAAGUGAAUGGGAAGGUAAAGGCGGGCGGGAAGCUGGACGUGGAAGAUGAGGAGGCGAGGCAGGCUAGGAUUGAGGAGCUGUUGCAGAAAGUAAAUGCCUCGUCUGGGUCUAGUACUUCCAGGCCGGGUGUUAGCGGGCUGCUGAGCGGUCCUGGUGAACGACCGCACGCCGUCGAGCCACCGAGCGAGCUACUGUCCCGUGUACAGGCAUUCCUUCCCGAACUCGCGGCGUCGAACGCGGAGCUCGAGACGCGUGCUCGCGAGGACCCCGGCAGCGUGGACAUCGAGAAUGUGAACCCCGAAGCGGGACAGUAUAUCGAGAUGAACCUCGGCCUGGGCGUAUUUGAGCAACGUCGUUCCCGCCGCCCUUCCUCAUCGUCAUCCUCCUCCUUAUCCUCCCUCUCAUCCUCCUCCAACUCCACUUCAGACCCGGGCGAGUCCUCGUCGGAUUCUGACCAAGAUGAGGAGGACGAAGGCGAGGACGAGGAGUCAGACGCAGACGCGUGCUCAGAGGACGGCGUAUCGACGGGGCGCAUACCGGCGCGACCGCGGCCGACCAGGCCGCUGCCUCGGCGGGCAAGGAUUGUUGAGCUUGGGGCGCAAAGAGCAAGCUCGUUGCCGCCGCAAUGAUAAGGGAAGGCAUCCGCCAUGCUGGGCACCAUGAAUUUAUAGCGACAAGCCGGCGCAAGAUGUUGGGCGGGCAAGGGUGACAUUGACAAGCUGACAUGGGCAUGGAGCGUCUUUUGGGUUUUUGUAGAGUCUGUCUGCGUUAUUAAUCACCGGUGCUAGUUGUGCCGGUUGAAAGGGUAUGGAUGCGAUAUGGCAGAACGCCAUAAGUGAUGCAUGUUGCUGCCACACCAGUAGAGCGUUGGAUAACUACUCGGGACCGGCGUAGGUCCUUGGCGUUUAUCAUUCAUAGUUUCCAUACCCCGGGCGUCUCGUUCAAUCCCUGAACGUUGUUCUCGUACUCGGCGGUAUCCAAUUCGAUCAACGGCAGUCAAACCGCUCAAGGCACGAAAACCUUAUGUAC